Molecule: messenger RNA, 615 nt
Organism: Microsporum canis CBS 113480
Lineage: Eukaryota; Fungi; Ascomycota; Eurotiomycetes; Onygenales; Arthrodermataceae
Exons: 2
Coding region: 1-615 (204 amino acids)
Source: RefSeq, a predicted model, not a curated record
AUGUCGAGCCCUAUCAAGAAGACUGGGGGUUACGUAUUCAAGUCAUGGCUUGAUGCCACUUCUCUUAUCGAUGAGAAAUUCUAUGGACCUCUGCCAGAUGUGGUCUCUACGCAGGGCCGCUACCUCAAGCCUCAGCCGAACACUCCCGUACUUGAACGAAAACACGACCCUCAGUUUACCCAGAAACUUCAGUUUAUACUGGACGGCCUGUUCUACCGCCAAUACCUACGGCGUGGUAAAUAUGGGGAUGAAGUUGCCGAGGAAUGGCCGCCGGGCCACACCCCAACCGAGAUAAGGGAGCAGUGGAAGGCUGAGCAAGAGGAGGAUGAGAGGAGAGUACAGGCACUUCUUGAAAUACCUACGCCCCCGACACCCGAGGAUGUGAGGCUCGAGGAGGCACGUUUAACUGCUGAGAGAAGGGAAUCACACGUAGCUCGGGAAGCGCACAAAGCUAUGAAGAAGCGGAAACGAGAUGAAGCCUUGUCUUCAUCUGGAGAUGGGGACGCGUCUACCUCCGUGUUGCCUCCAAAACGGCCCAAACAUACAUCUCUUGCAUCACCGGAAACCGAGAGCACGAAGACACCCUCGCCCAAGCUACCGGUAGACAUCACCUGA